Molecule: messenger RNA, 6157 nt
Organism: Cladocopium goreaui
Lineage: Eukaryota; Dinophyceae; Suessiales; Symbiodiniaceae
Source: the annotation of a GenBank genome assembly
ACACACGAAGGCUGCAGAAAAGCUUUACCGUCCUGCCAUUCACCUGGUGGGUAGUUGGCUUCAUGGCUACAAACUGCAUUUAGCACUGUCGGAUGAGGACCAGAAAAAAGACUCCCAGACAUCAAUCGAAAUGAUCAUCCGGGUGCUUUCAGACUUUGUUGCCAACACUGGACAAAUGGCAUUGGGCUUCCAUCUGCAACAAGAUAACUGUGCUCGGGAGGGCAAGAACAGAUUUGUCCUCAAUCUCAUGCUCAUCUUAGUAGUGAUCGGCGCCUGCCGAUUUACUUCGAUGGGCUUUUUGAGGUCUUCACACUCACAUGAAGAUAUCGAUCAGGCAUUUGGCCAAGUUGCCAGAUUGAUCAUGGGGAAGAGUUUUGGAUCAGCAACUGAGUUGAUCAGCAUCUUGGAGACAGCAAUUCAGUCUGGGCAACCAUCAGAAUCUUCAGGACGCAUCCGCGGCUCAGUCGCCAAUGUCUUCAAGUUGGAUCAAAUAUCAGUUUGGAAAUCGUUUGUUCGACAGACUGGUAUCAGUUUCAAGGGACUUCGCCAUGUGCACUACUAUCGAUUUUGCCUCCGACGUGACAUGGGUUCAGAUGUUUUGGAUUACGUUCGUGAACUGGAAGAGUUGCGGCCAGCAUGUGACCCACAUGGUGAUGAUAUCUUUAUGAUAACAAAACGGUGGCUUGCAGACAAUGAAGUACAACGUGCUGUGUGCGUGAUGUCACAGGCAACUGCCCAGCAAUUUCGAACAGGGUUUGCACCUCCUUCUGGAAUAGCCCCUCGACGACGGAUCGGGGAUGCCAUUGUGAACAACAUCAAGAAGAGAGUUCCCAUUUGUCAGAAGACUGGGGAGUUGAAUGCAGAGAGUGCUGCAUAUUUGCUCAAGUGGUCUCAGCACACCUUGGCUCAGGCUCCAAAGCCUGAAGCCUAUGACAUACUUUCUCACAGAUGGUCUGCAGCCAUGAAAGGUGAAAUCUAUCACGUGGGCCGGUGGUCCAUCGGGGUUCCACGGUCACAUUCCAUGAAACAGCAACAGACUGAAGACUGUGGACAUCAGGAAAGCGAGGACUGCGGAGAAUUGCUUAUGAGUUCUGAUGCUGAAGGUGAACCUGAAGCAUUGCUACUGGAGUCGGAUGCUGACGCAGAACCCAUUGCUGAAGAUGGUGAUUCGAAACCAUCUGUUUAUGGCAAACUUCCACCUCUACAGGGCGAAGUGGGUGCAAGAUUGGCCUUCAUGACGGAGAUCUGUCCUGGAAAGCAGGAGUACUUGCGGGAACGGUUCGUUGACGUGCCCAUGUUCUCGGAUGCCAGUGAUCUCUCCAAGACACAUGCCAAAACUGCUGAUGGUCUAGCGCAUGCUGUUCCAAAGGUGGAUCUACUUGUGGGAGGUUUCCCAUGCAAAGACUUGUCGCCAUUGACAACGACCCCUGGUAGUGUGGUGGACCCAAACUGCCAGUCGGGCAAGGGCUACUUGGGGGUUGAAGGGUACAUUGAAAGGUAUGAAAAGAUCAAAUCAAGGCUGGAGCGCCUGGGAUACCAUGUGGCUGCGGAUUUGUUCAACACGGCGGACUACGGUUUACCCCAACAACGGCGACGGGCUUGGGUCCUUUGUGUUCAAACAUCUCAGCUGGAUGAUCCAAAAGUUCUUACCUCGGAUAUGACCCAAUUCAAGCGGUUGAACGUCCCUCUUGAAAACAUCCUGGAUCCUCGUGGGCCCUUGUGUUCUUCCAAGUGUGGCAAGGGGCAUGGCAAUUCAGGGGCCAAAUGGAAAGAUGGUUUCAAAGAGCAAUGCGAAAUCUUUGGGAAGGAGAAACUGGAAAGUCGGAUCAAAGCCCUUCGCCCUUUAGCGUCCAGUUGCAGUGAGCGAGAACUUGCAAUCCUGGCCACGGCUGUGGAAGACAUUUACCAGUCUGACCUCUCUACAACGACAUGCGUCAUUCCGGGAGGCAAGUACUUGGUCACUGGCAAAGGUGGAUUCAGGCAAUUGGUUGCAAAGGAGCUCGCCUGUCUGCAAGGCGUUGGUCCCAGGGAAUGGCAUCACUUUCAGAUGGCAGAUGAGACCGAUCCAAGCAUGCGUUCUCUGUCCCGGUGCACCUCGCUGCUUUGGUGUCGAUCCUGUCCAAUUGCAGACCUCCACGUCCUUGAUGCGGUGGCAAAGACUGCGGCCAACAGCAAGGUUUCCCAGCCACAGACAGUCUCUGAAGUGGCGCCAGCCCGCAUGUCUUUGCGGGAGUGGAUUGGCCAGGUCUACCAAGGAAGACAUGGUUUUCCUGAGCAACGGAAGUGGCCGUUGCUGGAUGGCGGCACCUUCUUAGAUAUGGUUCAACGGGUUUGGAGUGACGAAGACAACUUGCAGUCUGAGAGUUUGCGGAUGGUGCAAAAGCUAGGAAUUAUGGAUUCCAGUGCUACCGAAGAAGACUUUCAAGCGAAGUAUCUUACCAUGAAGGAAAUGCCGCCCCAACCCGGUGCAUUCUUCACCACCAGCAUCCUCCAGUAUUCUUUCUCCAACGAGAGCUUCUGGCGCAUUCCAGAUAUGGCAUCGGUCCUGGACAUUGCAAAGGCCAUCAGCAUGAUCGGCUGGAAAGAGGGCGAGUGCAUUGGCAUGCGCAUGAUGGAUGAUGACACCUCGGAUCCCAAAUCCUAUGUGCAGAAUGCCCUUCGUUUUGACGAUGGAGGGAUGAAAACCCUGGCCGCUGCUGUUGUGUGGUGCGGCUUGGUCUACUAUGUCAUGUGUUUGAAAGAAGACGACUUGGCCCACCCUGCAAUUGCACAACUUGCUCGGGGGCUCCUAGCGCUGCCCACUUACUAUAAGACCCAGGGUGACGAGGCCAUCGACAUGAUCGGAAGGAUCAUAAAACAGAACGUGGAAGCCAAGAAACAGGCUGUGAGUAGCUAUGAGUGGAGCAUGAUUCUCAAACGGAUGAUUGCCAAUGCCAAAGCUACCAAAACAACACUUUCCCUCCAAGACGCCAUCAACUUGUACAAUUCGAACCCGGAAGUCUCUGCUCAUGGCAUUGGCACUGGAAAGGACAAAAGCGGUUCUGGAAGCUUGGUCAUUGACACGAAGAAGCUCUACUGCAUCAAACAUUGGCUUGAAGCUACCUCUGAUGCUGCCCAUGAACAAGUUCAAAUCUCCUUGCGGGAUGGUGCUUUCAACUAUGGUCCAUGGGGUGAGCCCUUGAGCCAACUGAAGUUUCUCUUCGUGGAUUCAGUUGCCAACUUGGCGCCACUGACCCAAGCGGAUGUCAUCCCAGCGAACCAGGAACCGACUAUCUCCAUCAACUGGCAGCUGCCACUAGAUGGCAGAACCCAGGGGGCUUUGUUUGAGAGAAUCAGGAAAGCCUUUGAAAAGGCAACUGCAAUCAUUGAUUCCCCUCAAGACCGAAAGCGCUACAGGCUGUCAGAAGAGGAGCUCUACUCCAUGAGAAACCUGAUGUGCCUAUGGAUGCAGAUCAAGGACUUCUGUUCUACCAGGAUUUCCAACUUCCAGGACUUUGACUCCCAGAUCCUCUCCGGGAACACCAAGGAUCAUGAGUUGCAUGCGCUCCUAGAGUCUCGACCUCCCCAGUUUGGUGUUAGCAUGCUACCAUCAUCGCAACGUGAAGCCCUGGAAACGGUUCGACAGAAAGAGGAAGGUCAAAGCCUCGAGGUUGAAAAAGAAAGACUGGCAGUUCGAGAUGCACGAUGGACAUUCUUUCAAAGUGCACUCUUGAGAGAUCAGGAAAAGCUCAAGGUUGUGGAGGAAGCACCCGGAAAGAUUGCAGCGCUUCGGCAUCGCAAGCAAAUGCAGUGGCGGCUCACCCAGGCAAGUUUGGGAGAAAAGGUCAUCAAGGGCUACAAGGAGAAGCUUCUGAAGUGCGACCUAGUUUCCAAACCGGAGCUGGCACAGCAAAAGAUCAAUGAGUACCGGACUUUUGUGGCUCAGUCUUGCAGUUGCAAGCUGGAGGAUGUCCACACGAUCUGCAUUGUCGACCUCAACAUUCCUGGUGCAAAGAACUCGGAGGCAGUGAAUGAGUUGUGCUCAUGCCUGCAGUUUGUAAAUGACCUGGCACCUGCAAAAAACAUCGGUCUACUUGAGCUACCUGAGAUCGCUCGAAAGUCGUCCAAGCGAGGCCUGUGCGACGAGGAGAAUGAGAUCCAAACUUGUUUGUGGUCCCUCAGGCGGUUCAACUCUGGGCGUUUGGUUUGCAACAUCGACGCAGUUUCUGACAAUGUGUUCCUGACCUCCUCUGAAUUGGGAACCUGUGGGCGACCUUUGGUGGAUGAGUCUGACAUCCAGAUUCCCUUGAGCAAAGAGAUGUUCUUGCCAGAGAGCCUGGACUGUGAAAUGGAUUUGCGACAAGCUGAACGGCAGCGACCAUCUGUGGAAGCUACCACCGCACAAAAAGGAGUUGGCCGUUGGAUUGCCCUGCUCAACUCUGCCCUCACCGUGACUGAGGGUGCCCUGAAAGACAAGCCUGUCAUUGUUGUGAAUUUGACUGGUUAUGUCGAAGAUGUUGGUGUUGCUGUGUUCAACAUGCGUCUCCGCGACAUCGAGCUGAAGGGUGGCUUUCACAUGGAGAACCUCUACUACCAGAGUGUUGGAUGGCUAUCCAAGGACAGCUUCGGGCACAUGCGUUUGGAACGGGACCUGACUGAUGCCUGGGUUCAACGACAAUUCGAACAUGGUGGCCACAAGUUCUCGAUGGAGGCUCCUGACCUGAGUGAAGCUGAACUGGCUUCGAUCCCUGGUGCGAAGGCUUCCAUGGGGAACUUGGAUGCCCUCCAGUUCGAGGUAUUGGAACGGGUCAAUGACAAGAUGGUCAUCAAAGCUGAUGAGCGAAGGUUCUGGAUGGCUCAAGCGGGGGAGAUCAAAACCACCUUUGAGAACUUGAAGGAACACCACAUGGAGUUGGUGGGCCAUCAGCAGCAGCAGCAGCAGCAAGUUGCAAACAACAGUGAGGCAGAGAAUGCAGGUUCCACCCAAGACCCCACCAUCCCGGUUGUUCAAAUGGAGUCCCUUGCCAAGUUGGAGUCCGAGGUUGGUGUGGAACAUCGUGCUCCAUCGGAGAUAGCGAGUGUGGAGCUCUUGAGGGGCAAAGAUGGCAGCCUGUGGUUGCUGAGUUCGCAGAACAAGAGUGUGGGGAAGCACCAGCUUUUGGGUGGAUAUGGCACUGGCCAAUGGCUCACUGCCAGUGAGUGUGCUGACCCUGGGAUUCCCUUCACUGUGGCUGAGGGUGACAAAACAAUCAUCCAAUUGGAUGAGUCAAGUUUCGGGGCUGAGGGUGCACAAGGUGUGAGCACCCUGACGAUCUACAAGCUUUUGUUGCGCGCAGAGACUGAGAAACAAAUUGUUCAACACAAACUGAGCUUUCUCAAGGUGGAGCGCAAGCAGGCUGUUGAGGCCGGGCAGGAUGGCUUCGAAAUCACUUUGCGCCAGUCCAUGGUCUUCAAGUGUGUGAAGGACCCAAGGGCUGGUGAGACUGAACGGAUUUCUUGCAAGAACUUCUUCAGCAAGUUCGUUGGCGCUUUGCCAUCAUCGGUGUUGGCCGCAGUGAGGUAUCGUUUUGAGAGAGUUGGUCAAAACUUUAAGGUGCAGCGACCAUAUGUCAUCACACGUCGUGCGGUCUCCUUAGAGAAAGACAAGCCACAAAAACUGGCUUUUCGCUAUGGGGAUGUUCUUCGCGUUUGGAAAAUCAUCUUAGCAACCCUGGGCAUUGCUGACUUCGCCCAGCGAUGUCAGUUUGAGAUGGAAAACGUUCGUGAAGUUUUGAUGAAGUAUGCCCCUGUCUUUGCUGACAACACGGAGAACUUGGACAUGAUGAUGCAAUGCAUUCAAGUGUUGACGGUGUGGUCAAACAUGACUUUCAAUGUCCAAAUGAAUGGAGAAGGAUCUGAGAAUGAUACUUCGUUUGCGAUGUCUGUUUGGAUUGAACCUGACAUGGUGAUGCCUAUGCCGAAGCCAUCAGCGCCUGAGUCUUUGAGGUCCAAGUUGGGUUCCUUUAUGCAUGGAAAAGCUCACCUGAAGGAGCACUUAGUUAGCGAGCUUUUUAGCGCGAGGAGAGAGCUCAAAAACCUGGUGGCCUGGUCCUCUGGUUCUGCUCAAGAACUUGCGGCUCGAUUUGAACAUGCUGAGGUUUUGCUGGAUGAUGUACAAACAGUUUUGAUAACUCUUUAG